AUGGUUUCCAGCAGUAAGGCUUCUACUGUCAUCUAUACAACAAUCUGUCCUCAUUUCAUCUUUAAAGAAGUUUGGUUUUUUGUCAGGAAGCACGAUGAGCACCUGAAAGCUUUUGACCGGGAAGUAAAUGCAUUUGUGGACUAUAUGUUUGGACCUCGAGAUUCCAGAGUUAGAGGAUGGCUCCUUUUGGAUUCUUACCUUCCUACCUUUUUCCUCACUGUUGCGUACCUGCUGUGCAUAUGGUUGGGCAACAAGUUCAUGAAGAAUAGGCAGCCUUUCUCUCUCAGGGCUCACCUCAUUGUAUAUAACCUUGGGAUUACGCUGCUCUCCUUGUACAUGCUCAUAGAGCUCAUCCUUGCCACGUGGGAAGGAGGCUACAACUUGCAGUGCCAGAACCUCCACAGCGCUGGGGAGGCUGACAUCCGGGUAGCCAAGGUGCUAUGGUGGUAUUAUUUUUCUAAAGUAAUUGAAUUUGCAGACACUAUCUUCUUUGUACUGAGGAAGAAAAGCAGCCAGAUCACCUUCCUCCACGUGUACCACCAUGCCACAAUGUUUAACAUUUGGUGGUGUGUUCUGAACUGGAUACCUUGUGGGCAAAGUUUCUUUGGACCCACUUUGAAUAGCUUUAUCCACGUGCUCAUGUACUCCUAUUACGGACUGUCAGUCAUCCCUUCUAUGCGAAAGUAUCUGUGGUGGAAGAAAUACCUCACUCAGGCACAGCUGAUCCAGUUUCUGCUCACCAUUGUGCACACACUCAGCGCAGCUGUGAAGCCAUGUGGGUUUCCCUUUGGCUGCCUCAUGUUCCAGUCUUCCUACAUGGCCACACUGGUCAUCCUCUUCGUUAACUUUUACAUUAAGACAUACCAGAAAGUACCUUCAAGAACAGCUGCAAAGGAAACCCCUGUCACAACAGAAGUCAAGAAUGGAUUCCAUAAGAACUACUUGGCUGCUUCAAAUGGAUUCCUGGACAAUAAGAAAGCACAAUAAGUACAGUACUUCCUGGGAUCUUCUUUUUUCUAAGAAAAAAAAAGACAAAAAUGAAACAAGAGACUGAAU
This is a messenger RNA of Phasianus colchicus (ring-necked pheasant), 1056 nucleotides long. NCBI's taxonomy places the organism in Eukaryota, Metazoa, Chordata, Aves, Galliformes, Phasianidae. The record is from RefSeq and is a predicted model, not a curated record.